This is a messenger RNA of Eimeria necatrix, 1788 nucleotides long. RefSeq lists its product as hypothetical. NCBI's taxonomy places the organism in Eukaryota, Apicomplexa, Conoidasida, Eucoccidiorida, Eimeriidae. Bases 1 to 1788 code for a protein of 595 amino acids. Gene Ontology annotation, biological process: intraciliary transport; cilium assembly. The transcript has a single exon. Gene Ontology annotation, cellular component: centriole; intraciliary transport particle B; cilium. The record is from RefSeq and is a predicted model, not a curated record.
AUGUUGCAUUCACACACCGAACAAGUUGCGUCUUCUGGCAUGCUGGAGGAGCCGCAGAAUAGGCAGAAGCAAGAGCAGCAAAGGGUUGUGGUCGCAUUUGACGUGUCAAAAGGAGAGGCAGUUGAUCCAAGCGACCCCUCUUUUACUCGCUGCUGCCGUUUGCUGAAACAGCUCGGCUGCACAUGUGUUGUAAACAAAUCCCUUCUUAAUCUCGCAAAGCUAGAGCGGCACGGAGUGUCAUUAUUAAUUGUUGGCAAUCCAAGCAAGCCGUUCACUGCCGAGGAGCUCACGUGUCUAAAACUGUUUCUACAAACUCCUCAAACCGACGCAGCUACUCACUCAGCAGCCGUUCCUGUUGGCGUUCAGUGUCAAGAGCCUACACCGAUGGGUGAUGCUCCGGUCACUGCGUCAAGCGACAACGCUGCAGCAGCAGAUACUAUAAAGAUGCCCUCUCAGGACGCAGCAGAGGUGGAAACAGUAAAAUCAGAUUGCUCCCCCACGGAAGCUACGACAAAGACAACAACGGCAAAUGUACGUCAAGCCCGUAGCAUCCUUGUAUUGGGUGGGAGCGGCAGCAGCAGCAACGUGAACUUUCUGCUUGAAGAGAUGGGCCUCUCGCUUGCUGCAGACUCUGUCGUUGCCGUCACCCCUCCUACGCUGCAGCAGCAACAGCGCGGAGUCUGCCAUCCGAGAGAAGUGGUGCUCCAGCAGCAGCAACUCGUAGGGGCCAGCAUGCAGCACCUGCUACAGCAGCAGCAAGGCCACACAAGUGGCAGUAGGGCCACAUUUAUUUACCCAUACGGAUCCAGCGUGUACGUGCAGCACCCUGCCGUUCCUUUGCUUUGUAGCAGUAACUGCUGCAGCCCUUCUCAACGUCCCUUGAUUGCCGCGGCAGCUGCUGCUGGCGGAGGCUUUGUUGUCGUUUGUGGCAGCAGCAGGCUGCUGCAGGACCCAUACCUAAGCCUCUACAGCAACACAGAUUUGGUGCGUUUGCUAUUGCAGCUGCUGCUUGGCCAUAUCUCUCUGCAGCAGCUGAGGCCGACUGCAGCAGAAGCAGCAGCUGCAGUAAGGAAAUAUAUCCGGCAAACUGACACAGAAAUUAUGUCGUUGCUGCCUCAGCCUUGCCUAGAGGCGCCUCCAGACGCCUCUAAUGACUUCCGUUCGCUGCACCAGCAACAGAGCUUUGCUGUGCAACCUAGGCUGCUGAAGCAUCUACAGCAGCUGCUGAAGCAGGUCAAGGCAAAUCCCAUAGAUAAACCACUAGAGCCAAUUAAGCCCACGUUGCUGCAACCGUUCCCUACCCUGAGGCCAGCACUGCACCCACCCAUAACCCCGUGUUUUCGCGCCCCCUCUUUGCCUCUUGUUGACUUGGAUAGUCUCUUCAUGUCUCCUCAGCAGCAUCUUCUUGCUGCUGCGGCCGCAGCUUUGGCUGAUGAACAGGAGGCGACUGCAAAUUCUGUGUGCGCAACAAGUGAAGUGCCAAGCGAAUACUUUGUAUGCCGAUCACAAGCAUCAGUUAGUGCACCGGCGAAACUUCAGCAAGAAGCCCCUCUAGUAAACUUCAUAUUGAGAGCCGCCAACGUGACAGGCAUCUUGCGGAAAGAGGAGCAGCAGCAAGAGCAUGAAGCUCAUCAGCAGCAGGAGCACGAAACUUACAGUCACCACGAAUACUCAGCAGGCAGGGAAGCGACAGCACGAGAAGCCUUGGCUCGCUUGCUGGGUUGCCUCUUAAACAGACGUCGUUGUGACUUAAAGCAACGAACAGGCUGUGCAACAGAAUCGGCUUGA